CAUACCAAUAAUUGGAACACGGGUUGGGUCGGGUUCUACGGGUUGUGUAAUCCAAAAUCCAAACCCAACCCAAAAGAGCGGGUUGUACAAAGGAAAACCCUCACCCAACCCAAAACCUUCGAUUUAGCGAUAAAUACGGAUGGGUUGGGUCGGGUUGGACAGGUGGGUCGGUUUGCGGGUGUGUUUGUUCACCCCUAACACCAGCACCCACGCGUGAGGCGUACGGAUCGGCGAUGGAUGAAAAGAGGAAUUGGGCGACUCAUGUCCUGGCAGCGUUUCCGGUGUCGAUGAUUCAGCAAGUUGUCAGUGGAAUCUUCAAAUUUUCGUCCUUGAGACGCAAUAGCCAGAUCAAAAUCGAGGGGGAGGAGAAAGAUCUGACCUUGUUCAAACCUGCGGUGGUUAACAAGGUGGAUGAGUUGCCGGGAGAAUUGCUGGUGGAGAUCCUGGUUCGGCUCCCCGCUAGAGAUCUGUUACAGCUCAAGUCCGUCUGCAGAAGCUGGAAUGCCACAAUUUCAAGCCCCUUCCUGGUUUCCAUGCACCUCAGAAACUACACCAACGGCCCGGCUGGCUCUGCUUCUCAGACCCUGAUGGUGUGCGAGCAUCCAAACUUUGAUGUAAGAUAUGAUGGCUUCACACCGGUUAGGCUAUUCUCUCCUCUUUGUCACGGUGGUCAUGUAUCACCACAAGUUCAGUACCUGAAGUUUAAUACGCUUAUAAUCGCCGGACCCUGCAACGGCAUAUUUCUGAUGGGCGAUGGCAAGUCGGAAGUGCGUAUAUGGAACCCAGCAACCGGCAAAUCUAGGGAAAUCACGAUGCCACCGGUCAGGAAAAGCACUGCCGCAACACACUAUUUCGACAACUACGGGUUCGGGCUAGAUCCAGUGGCUAAGGAUUUCAAGAUAGUUAUGAUUAGGCACUUCUGGAAUGAUGAUACAGCCGUUACCCCCUGGUGCGUUCUUGUAGCCAGCUCCUCUCCCAAAUUCCCUUCACAAGUGGUGGUGUACACACCUGGCACUGAUACUUGGAGGGAGCUAGAAGAGUUGCGGCUUGAAGUUCGUAUAUUCGACUCCGUCCGAUCUUACAAUUACUUGAAUGGGUUCUUUUUCUGGGCAUGCUUAUCUCCUCUUGCAGCACUGGCGUUCGACCUCGAGAAUGAGGUUUUCCGUGUGGUUGACGAUCCGGUGCCCAACCUAUAUGAUCGCAUUUAUGUUGAGGCUGGUAUGAAACAGCUUCUUGUGUACAAGGAUGCGCUUGCUUUGUUUCUUUUCCAGGAGAGUAGCGGUGGUUGUGACAUGUGGUUACUGAGUGAAGAAUGGCGUUGGGUCAAGCACCAGACUGUUGCUCCCUUUAUUCCACCUUCUGUGAUGCUGCCGACGCCGGAGGUUGCUGCUGGUGAGGAUUGGAUGCCAGGUAAUUACCCUUAUAUAUCUGUGGUUGGGUGGUGGAGGGACGACGAGCUUAUUCUUGUUAGGGGUUAUGGCACAUCUGAAACCCAUGAGUUGGUGUUGUUCGACCCUGCUACUCAGGCCACUAAAGUUGUGGCAGAUGGUGUUCAUGGAGCUCGCAGGGUUUAUGUUAACAAAGAAAGCUUGGUCAGUGUGGGGUGAAAUCAUGAGGUUGGGCAGUGGGACAUGACUUAUAUUCAGGUUUUUGUUGCCCACCGGGAAUGAAUUAUGAGCUAUUCUCAGUAUUGUUGGCUGUGUUAUUACUCUCUAUAUAUAUAUACUAGCUUUUAUCUGAACAGUGUUGGUCGCCAGGUCGGAUGAAUUCAUCUGAUUUCAACUUAGUCUGUUUUAUACUGUGCUUCUGUGGGUUCAGAUUCAGAAGUGUGGUGACAAUUGGGAGGGUUAGCUGGGGAUGCAUUUUUUUUUUUUAAUGGUUUAGCCGUUUAGGUCUAUUUACUCUUUCACACUGUUGAUAGAUCUCAUGGUUCGAUUUAAAGAUGCGGUCGAUACAUAUAUACUAGCUAGAUGAAUUCAUAAGAGCGGAUACGCGCGAUUCAAACUUUUAGGUUCAUUGACGGCCGUUAAAAUUUGUAUUUUUGUGAAUUAUAGGUUGUGAAAACUAAACCUGAGAGCACUUA
Linum trigynum is the source of this 2083-nucleotide messenger RNA. The record is from the annotation of a GenBank genome assembly. NCBI's taxonomy places the organism in Eukaryota, Viridiplantae, Streptophyta, Magnoliopsida, Malpighiales, Linaceae.